Molecule: messenger RNA, 2467 nt
Organism: Aplysia californica (California sea hare)
Lineage: Eukaryota; Metazoa; Mollusca; Gastropoda; Aplysiida; Aplysiidae
Product: LHFPL tetraspan subfamily member 3 protein
Biological process (GO): sensory perception of sound
Cellular component (GO): plasma membrane
Source: RefSeq, a predicted model, not a curated record
AAACCUGCAGGACAGGUUUUUCGCGCUGAUGGCUCGCUAGUCGCCCAGCUUUCCCUCUGUCGUGAUCGCUAUUGUGUGUGUGUGUGUGUGCUGCGGCUGAAUAGCUUACAGAAGGGAAGGCCUGGUAGAGGACGAGGAAAAGGCUGGGAGACGAGUAGAGAGAAAGAGAGAGAGAAAAAAGAAAAACUAGAAAUCUAUAUUUGAACCCAAGGGAAGGAAAUGUGUUGUGCGCAUGGUUCUCUGCUCUAAGGCCGGGCCUCACCCCUUUCGUCAAGCCCUUCUCUUUUCGGCCAGGGCAGCUCUUUGCUUUGGGUCAGUGUGAGAAAGACAGUGCAGAUUCCUCGGAUUUCGGUGCUAGGAAGGUGUAACCAGAAGGGAUUUCGACAAGGAGUCUCGGACUUAUAAUACACCGAAGCCAUCUUCAUGUUCCUGGCGUGCGUCAUCUUCCCGGCGGGCUGGGACCACCCGAUCGUACAGAGGAUCUGCGGCACCACGGCGGACGAGUACGAGCUGGGCGAGUGCGGCAUCCGCUGGGGCUACAUCCUCGCCAUCCUGGGCAUCUUCGACGCCGCCAUUUUGGCCGUGCUGGCUUUCUUCCUGGCCUCCAAGCGGGCCAAGAUCGAGAUCUACUCCACGGCCGGCACCGUCACCAAGUCUGAAUUGAACGGCUACUCUGAAACUGUGUCCAAGAAGUCGAUACCCAUCCAGCCCCAGGUGGUGGCCGUACCUGCCGAGGGUGACCACGACAGAUACAGCGAGUUCUCCCGUCAUUCCGACAGGCCCAGAUCUCGUGGAGGAUUCCAGCUAUAGACAACUGACAAAAUUCUGACUGGAAAAGUUCAAAAACUGAAGCGUGCGUAACAAACAUGAUCAGCAAAAACAGUAACCGAAGAAAGAAAUCAUGGACCCCUUAUAAUCCAUAAUUAAAUUCUCUGGGAGAAUGAGAUGAAACAAACAACUUUAUCCUCAUUAAAUCCAGAUCAAUAUGCCCCAGGGUGGAUAAACUUUUGAUUGUCACAAUGAGUCAGACAAUGACAAAAUAUAUAAUUUUUGUGGGAUAACUUUAAAGGCAAAAAUGAAAUUAAAAUAUAGCUAUGAAGUAGAAUAUAGUUAUCUUGAAUUAAGGAGAUCAUGUUCACUUCUGGGUUAUGUGUCAUAUAAUAUACAUUUGAAUUUGCCUUCAAAGGCAAAGAGAAAAAAGAAAUGUCUUCAACAAUAUAUAAUGCUGUAGUACUUGCAAUAGUUAUUUACAUUAUGAAAGUGAUUCAGGUGUAUACUCCAUUUUAAAUGAUAAAAUCAUUCCAGAAUUGAUGUACAUAAAAUCUAUUUGUCAGAAAAAACAUCUAACAAACUGACGAUAUAUUACCAGUCAUUUGGGGUAUCAAUGUGCCUUUUCUGUAUCUGUAUAUAAUACCAUACUUCCCACAAUUUCUUCAUAGAGACUUUCUCUCUUAUUUCCUAGUAAACAUGUUCACAUCUCGAUUAAAAAUGGAAAUAUCACAUUUGAAAUUGAUAGUGUAAGAAGAAUUAGUCAAAAUUACAGUAAAAGAAUGUAAAUACAAUUUUGAAUAACAAUCUAAAAAAAUUUAGCUCUCUAAGUGGUCCCUAAACAAAAUAGUUUGGCAAGUACGUUUACAAUCAACAUUACCAGAAGUGCCAAUGAGCACGUUAGUGUAGUGGUAUUUUCUCUACGGUGAAAGGUUGCAUCGUACAGGAAACAAUGUGACAGAAAAGAAAAUACUAUAAAUAUCUUAGAGAUCUAUCAAACACCUUGCAUUUUGUGUGCUUUAACUUCGUGUGUUAUUGUGAAUGCCAGAGUGAGCAAGACGAUCGUAGGCAGAUCAGGAACCCAAGAAGCAAUUAUCUCGCAAUUAGAGGGAGGCCCUAGACAAGUUACUUUUCAAAAACAGGAACGAUGGAAACGUAUUCUUAUGGUUUACUUUACAUAAAUUGCACAAUAAAAAUCCAGUCAUUUUGCAAGAAAUUUAUAUUUCCACCAGUAUUUCAAAUGAAUUAAACUGUGACAGCAAAUGUUGCUUAAUUGUUUUGUUGUUUCUAUUUGUAUAACAGGCUAUGCAGCAUUUUUUGCUUUAUCUUUUUAAAAAAAGGGUACAUUUUCUGCCUGCUCAGAAUAAAGUGACUGAUAUGAGAAGUCUUAUGCUCUCAAAAAUAAAGUUCUCCUUAAUCGGUGUGCGCGUGUGUAUGUGUGAGAGUGUUUUGUGCUGCAUAGAUGUACAUACUACACUUCUGUCAGGAAAAAAAAAAUUAUAUUUCUCCCACUCUACAUAUCUCUGCCUUUUCUUCUCUUUGGCCUAAAGAAAUCUGAUGUCUCAAUCCAGAACACUUUCAUUGCCACGACCUAUUUAUGAAAUCUAUGCUGCUGUUAGAUGUCAUUAAGCAAAGUAACAAAAUUAUUUAUCUGUUUUAAACAUUGUAUAUUCCCAUUAAACAUGUUUUUGGUACAAAA